UGACCCAGGGCAUAUCCUUUCAUUUAUUCAGUGUCACCGGUGCAAAGAAGUUGUACACCAAGAGCAGAGAAACUGUUCAUCAUCUGUUGCUGAAGAUCAACAUCCAAUGGCCCAAACACCCCUGACAGACUGGAACUCUGGUCUCUGUGACUGCUUUGAGGAUGCAAGCACUUGUUGCUAUGGUUUCUGGUGCUUCCCCUGCCUCGCCUGCACUGUCUCAGGGAGAUUUGGAGAGAACUCCUGCCUCCCUCUAUGUGACAUUUGCAGCCCUGCCAUCCUGACAUUCUGUGGGAUUCCUCUUUUUGCUCCUCCUGCUGGAUUAUCUGUCAGGGCUGCCAUGAGAAACAAAUAUGGUAUCAAGGGUUCUCUCUGUAAAGACAUUGCAAUCGCCUGUUUCUGUGGGUGUUGCUCCUGGUGUCAGAUGCAUCGAGAGCUAAAAGAACGCAACAAAACCCCAACUGUCAUCACUGCACCGUCUCCUGUCAGGGUGCGGCCUGCUCGAGUGAUGAUGAUGCCUGCACCUUUUUGCGGAGUCGCCUGUUAGGCGAAUCAGCCACAAGUCUUCAUGGCUUCAAUCUGAGACAUGUGCGCAUUGUGUUGCUUGUUGUGAUGGAUUUCACUAUUCAUCAGUGAAACUCAAGUCUGUAGGCAUGUCAAGGAUAUGACAAGUUCUUUCUUAAUAAUCACAAAAAUGAAGUCUAAUUUCAGCUAAUAUAAAUGAUUUCACUUUAAUCUCUAAAUACAGAUUUAUUCUAUAGAUACCAAUAUUAAUCCACAUAUGUUGUUUGCAUGUAUGUUUGACUUUAGUUAAAGCAUCAGGAUUUCAGUGACGUUUCUAGUCGGUGAACAAACUGUCGGUUUACAACAUGUCUGGCCCACUUAUGAAAUUUAUUUGUACAAAAAAAUAAAAUAUAAAGUGUGAAAAAGUUCUGUUGAAUCUCUGUUCAAGCAAAUGAAGCUCCAUUUCUCAUGUCGAUGUGAAGUCCUGACGUAAUGCAAAGUCGGAAACUACAGGUUUUGACAAGGUAAAAGAAUUCCAGAAAAAUCCCAGUAAUCCUAUAGUUAAUGACAUGCGCCGACAACAAACAUAGCUUCAGGAAACUCUCAUCUGGCUGACAGGUUUAUUGUGCAGUGCUUGUAGCAGAUGGGCAUUACAGGAUGCACCCCUACCAAGCUAGAAAAGAUAGCUCACUGUCACUGUCAACAGCAUCCGACACCUCACAUAACUACUGUACUGUCCUGUAAUCUCUGUCACUUACUGUCAAACACUGAAACACAUUUGUCAUCUGUAAAAUACGACCCAGAUUCCCUGAUUGUUGAGCAGGCUUUGGAAAAUGAGCAAGUUUUCUUGUGAGGUGCAACAGACUUCCUUAAAGGAUAAUUAGGCUGAAUUUGAGAUUAAAUUGACUUUACUGUUAAACUGAUUCAGUUUAGUGAUGUGCUGGUACGUGUAGGAAGGACUGAAAUCAUGCAUAUGUCAAGAAUGAAGUCACAUAGUAACAAGGCUUUGCUGUCUUUUUCCAUUUAUUUUUAAAAGUACUUACAUAAUUAGUCUACAUGAUUCCAGUUUUGGUGCUCUCUAUUUAAUUCAUCUUCAUGAUGUCAUUUUCUUUGACUGUUUAUGAAGUGCUUCAUUAAAAUUUCUUUUCAUGGUU
Molecule: messenger RNA, 1655 nt
Organism: Amphiprion ocellaris (clown anemonefish)
Lineage: Eukaryota; Metazoa; Chordata; Actinopteri; Pomacentridae
Product: cornifelin-like
Exons: 4
Coding region: 107-544 (145 amino acids)
Source: RefSeq, a predicted model, not a curated record